Molecule: messenger RNA, 435 nt
Organism: Guyanagaster necrorhizus
Lineage: Eukaryota; Fungi; Basidiomycota; Agaricomycetes; Agaricales; Physalacriaceae
Exons: 4
Coding region: 1-435 (144 amino acids)
Source: RefSeq, a predicted model, not a curated record
AUGACGAUCCCGCUCUGGAAGAGCCAUUACCUUUUCUCCAUCUCUCUAGAGCUCAAACGUAGCAGAUUUGCACGAUAUGAUGGAGGAAUGAUUGUGACCAGAAGGUCGAAGGUAGCCUGCAAUCACACCCCUGGCGACUCCCACUGCUACAUCGCUAACUCUCCUCGAUUCGGCAAUGCCAACAAUACAAAUGAUACGAAUGUAAACGCGAGCAAGACACGUAUUAGUGCGAAAAAUAUAUCUGAAAAGGCCGAACUAAACCCGAAGGUAAAUCAUGCUACAACGCAUCCACUGGUGCCCGAAGAGCCGGACGCCUCAUUGACGACGCCUUCCAAGGCAGAAAGUUCGUCACCCUCGACCGCCUUCUCCGAAACGAUGGUUGCGACCCACUCGAAGCUGUCCAUUGAUGAUGAGGAUGAGGAUGAGUACGUGUGA